UUCCUUUCAUUCUUCAUAUGAUAUAACUCUUCAAAGGCCAACUUCUCAAACCAUUCUGUUCGUUUGCUUUGUCUCCCCUCCUCCUCCUCUGCCAGGUUUGCCUGCAAGGAGUAAAGAUGAUCCAAGAAUUGUUGGGAGGGGUGAUGGAGGAAAGGAAGAACUCUUAUCCAGGAGGCCUUCUGAUUGAUCCCUCGUCCUCUUCUCCCACCUCUCCCGUAUCUUCCAAGUCGCGGUCCUCAUCGUCGCCGUCUCUGUCAUCGAUCACCGCAGACCAGCAGCAGCAGAAGAACCUGCGGUGCCCGCGUUGUGACUCCACCAACACCAAGUUCUGCUACUACAACAACUACAACCUGACCCAGCCACGCCACUUCUGCAAGACCUGCCGCCGGUACUGGACCAAGGGUGGCGCCCUCCGCAACGUCCCCAUCGGCGGUGGGUGCCGCAAGACCAGGGCGGUGGUUGCCAUUGCCGCUCCCGGGAUUUGUGCCAAGUCUGCAGGCGCCACCAAGACGAGGCCGGCGUCGCCCGACCUCGUCCUCAGGUCGGGUCUAGUCGGUGGACUGGAGAACGAGUUGUCGUCGACCCUGUGGCCUUCGCCACAUCCUUCCCACCUCAUCUCCCUCCUGAGGUCCAGCAGUCUCCAAAACCCUAACACCAUCCUUCAUUCUACGCCCAGCCUUCAUCUUAACUCUGCUAUAAUUGACGAAGAUAAGACUCUGCUUGGUUCACACACGGUGGCCGAUCCAGGAAGCACGCCGAAUUCAUACAGCCCAAGCUUGGAAGCCCUGAGUCAGCUUGCUUUAGGUGCUUCACCAUGGAGGAACAGCAACAACUACUCUAGCUCAUACCACCACCACCACCACCAUCACCAGCAGUCACAGCCACAAAAUGAUGACAUGUUGUUGGGUGUCACUCCAAGCUCAGAGAUCCAAGACCUGUACCAAAAGUUCAAGUCCUCGGCUAAUUACCAUAACGAGCAGCUGCAGACGGUAAUGAGCAACGUCGGUAGCUUUGGUUCUUCUUGUUCCUCCACAGCUUCGUUGAUGACCAUGGCUGGUACACUUACUAAUGCUACGGCUCCUAUCAUGGAUCACAUCCCACUCUCUGCUGGUGAAUUUGGCAACUGGAAUCCGGGCUUGGCAUGGUCUGAUCUACCCACUCUUAACGGUGCAUUCCACUAGUAGGCCUCUCUUCUAGUAUACGGAUGUAAUGUUCUUCUGUUAAAGCUUUUGUGCCGCUGUGGUGUGUUUCAGUGAUGUUUAAGAUGUCUUUAUUUUGUGCCUUUGCGGGCUGUAUUGAUCAUCGAGAUCAAUGAAGGAUUAGAUGUCGUUAUCUUUGUUC
Messenger RNA from Musa acuminata subsp. malaccensis (wild Malaysian banana), 1341 nucleotides. RefSeq names its product dof zinc finger protein DOF4.7-like. Gene Ontology annotation, biological process: regulation of DNA-templated transcription. Lineage: Eukaryota; Viridiplantae; Streptophyta; Magnoliopsida; Zingiberales; Musaceae. Gene Ontology annotation, molecular function: DNA binding; DNA-binding transcription factor activity. The record is from RefSeq and is a predicted model, not a curated record.